This is a messenger RNA of Syngnathoides biaculeatus (alligator pipefish), 1643 nucleotides long. It is a transcript of the gene lrrc57, whose product is annotated as leucine rich repeat containing 57. The coding region runs from base 458 to 1174 and encodes 238 amino acids. Gene Ontology annotation, molecular function: protein binding. The transcript is spliced from 7 exons. The record is from RefSeq and is a predicted model, not a curated record. NCBI's taxonomy places the organism in Eukaryota, Metazoa, Chordata, Actinopteri, Syngnathiformes, Syngnathidae.
UCCAUUUCCGUAGAUUUUUCCGCCUGCGGUGUCGUGGCGGCUCUCUUCUCGGAACUUUUUUUAAAAGUUAUUUUCACCGGCACAUUAAUAUUUAAAACCCUUUCCGGAUUGUACGACAAGAACAUCACGACAUUUGCCUUCUGUGACUUGACGGGAAAAUGGGCCAUUGAACGAGAAGGAGCAAGCGCAUCGCGGGGAUGAGAGAAGAAGAAGAAGAAGAAGAAGAAGAAGGGGACCACUUCAUCCCCAUCACAAGCCUUUUAAUCGUUUUCAAAUCAACCCAAGAAGCUUUUCGUCAUCGUCGAAAGCACAGAAAAUCACACGUGAAUUUCCAAAAAAUGAAACCCGCCGUCUUGCGAAAUUCGGAAGUCCUGUUUCAAAGUACGUACGACAGCGCUGCUGGAUUUUUGCAAGGGCCGAGCCGCGGCGACUGAGGCGGUUUGGACCUCCGGGCCCGAUGGGGAACAGCGCUCUCAAGUCCCACCUGGAGACCUCCCAGAAGACGGGGGUGUUCCAGCUCACUGGAAAAGGACUUUUGGAGUUUCCAGAGGAACUGCAGCGGCUCACGGCAAACCUGCGGACUGUGGAUCUGUCUGAUAACAAGCUAGAGGCGCUUCCUCCUUCCGUCGGAAACUACGCGCAGCUCCGGAGUUUGACCCUCAACUCUAACAGACUGAGCAGUCUUCCCUCUGAGAUCGGGAAGCUGAAGAAACUGGAGACUCUGAGUCUUAGCACCAACCGGAUCCAGCGGCUCCCACCCACCGUGGAUCAACUUAAGGCCCUGCGGACCCUCAUUCUGGCUGGGAACCGCAUCUCUGAGUUCCCUACCGGAUUAGGAGCCCUGAGACACUUGGACCUGCUGGAUUUAUCCCGCAACCAGAUUAGGAGCGUCCCGGCAGAGGUGUCGGAGCUUCAGGUCAUCGAGAUCAAUCUCAACCAGAACCAGAUCUCCGUGCUGUCAGGGGACGUGUCUCAAUGUCCCCGCCUCAAGGUUCUGCGUGUGGAGGAGAACUGUUUGGAGCUGGCCGCCAUCCCGCUAUCCAUCCUGAACGAGUCGCAAGUGUGUCUAUUUUCGGUGGAAGGAAACCUCUUUGAGGUCAAGAGUCUGCGAGACCUGGAUGGCUACGACAAGUACAUGGAGCGUUUCACCGCCACCAAGAAGAAGUUUUCCUGAAAGCCGCGACCACCUCCCCUUCCUCCGCUGGCGACCAGCAGGAAGUCGUCGCGGCCGGCCGAAGAGCCCACAGACUAGUCCGGUGUUUUUCCUGACAGUCGGCGCCGCUUGCGUCCCGCGAACCCCGACAGGAAGUUGCGCUGUUGACUCGCUGUGGCCAUCCAGAGGAACAAAGUGGAACUGCAACACGUCCUUUUUUUCGUCACGAAGGCCACGGCGACCUCGACUGGGCCUUGGAGUCGCUUUUCCAAACGAAAACUUUGAUGUUGCCGUAGUGACGGAAAACAGGAAGUCAGAUGUACUUCUGGUGAUGAUGUCAUCAAGGCGUCUGUCUAUUAAUAAGAUAACACGCUGGCGUUAACUUAGCUGCUAGACUUAGACCACCUGUGAGCUAGCUAUAUUUCCGUUUUGGGCGUUUUUAAAUGAACUUUCACAAUAAAAGGAUACCUCCAAGCAAGUGCAAAAUCUA